AUGAAGCUCAACACCUACGUAUCUCUUGUGGCGUUUGCGGCCUUAACUGCUGCUGAACGGCAUCCUUUGAAUCUACCAAAGCAUGUGCGGCCUCGCCAAUAUUCUACUCCACCGCCAUACUCGCCUGUGGGCCCGAGUUCGAGCAGCGGCAGUGGCAGCGCAUCAUCCAGCUUUCCUAACGGAUCUUCAACCUCGCUGGCUACCGGCGUCUCUUCCACUGUUGACGUGCCAUCUGCUCAAACGUCCUCAUUACCGCCUAAUGCCACAUCAUCUGGUCCUUCUACCAUCGUCGUUACAAGCGUAGUUGUUAUUACAUCGGCCAUUCCACCUCUACCUACUACUUCGACCUCUACGGAUGCUACUAGAAGCAGCUGGGGAGUCAGCAAAUCUUCCUCCAUCAGCAUCCCGCUUCCCACAAGCCCCCAAUCAUCCGGGACUGGCUCCCACUCUUGGCCUCACCAGUCUUCACCUGGAUCGUCAGCACCUUACGGCAAUAGCACUUCAACCUCUUCAUCUCCAUGGGGCACAGGCACAGUGUCAAUUUCCUCAAGCCCGCCCCUGACUUCUGCUACCAGUAGCCGUCCCUCCGCAGCCACCAGCUCCCCUCCCUACCCUUCAAACAGUACGCUCACAGAAACCAGUACGGGCCCUGUAGCUACCUCGAGCGGAAACGCAACCACAUCCACAGUCCCCACUUCCUCCGCCCAUUACAAACCCCCCGGAAACUUCACCAGCAGCCUCUCCAUCGCAACCGACUCCGUCUCCCCACCCUCAACCCCCGAUGUCUCGACAAUCAGCUGGAUCUCAUUCACAUCGGGAAGUCCAUCCGCCACACCAUCGAGUGCAUCGUCGACUUCAAAAUACACAAGGUCUACCUCGUCGCGCCGACGCACUACGACGACGACUAGACGCCGGUCGACAACACGUACGUGGAGCAGGACGCUGACUAUGUCGUUUUCGUCGACGAGGUCUGCUUGGUUUACACCUACGCCUACGCCUUCGAGUGAUUUGCCGUGGACUAGUAGUGCGGUGUCGGAGGAGGAAUCUUCUACGCCGGCUUCGUGGUCUGGAAGUACGGUUACGCCGUCGGCAUCGGAGAAUUGGCCUUUGUCUUCUGCUACUACGCCCUCUGAGUCUGAUAGCUGGUCGUCAUUUUCAGCCACACCAUCUGAAUCAGAUGGCUGGCCCUCAUCUUCCCCCACCUCUUCUCCCCCCAGCUCAUCCUCCGACCAAACCUCCUCAACCAGCUCUCCCGUAUGGCCUCCAGUCUCCUCCUCCUCCUCCUCAUCAUCAUCAUCAUCGCCAUCCGACAGCGCCACAACACCCUCCCCAUCCCCCUCAACAAGCACCGACGCAACCACAUCAUCCUGGCCCGUAACCCCCUCCUCCUCUUCUUCCCCAUACAAUUCAUACUCCACACCACCAUCCACCUACACCGAUGCAACCGCGUCGUCAUGGCCUGUCAAUACCCCUUCCCCAUCUCCCUCGCCUUCAUUAUAUACUACGUAUACUUCUUCUUCUUCUUCCCCCUCAUCCUCUCUUUCUUCCUCAGCCUCUUCGCUUUCUGCCUCCUCUUGGUCGGCGUCAUCGUCAGCGUCCGCGUCCGCCUCCAUCUCCUCCGCAAACCCAAGCACCACCUUCCUAACCAGCACCAGCACGAGUAAAUCUCAAGCGUACUACGCGCCCGUGCCGCCCGUGCAGACGUAUGCGAAUCAACACGAGCAGCGGGCCGACAAGGAGAAGAGGGAUGUGGUACGACUGUGGUUUGUGUAA
This is a messenger RNA of Bipolaris zeicola 26-R-13, 1773 nucleotides long. RefSeq lists its product as uncharacterized. The transcript is spliced from 4 exons. NCBI's taxonomy places the organism in Eukaryota, Fungi, Ascomycota, Dothideomycetes, Pleosporales, Pleosporaceae. The record is from RefSeq and is a predicted model, not a curated record. The coding region runs from base 1 to 1773 and encodes 590 amino acids.